AUGGUGAUUGUUUUGCAACAUCAGCAUUGCACGUUAAAAAUAAGGGUACAGGUAUGUGUAACGUACGACAGUUAAUUCAUAACUAGGCGCAAAAAUUUUCAACUUUUUGAAUUAAAUCAUUAAACGUAUUAUAAAAACUGACUAGUUUUAGUGCUGGAAAACUUUGGCAUUGGCAGAAGUUCUGUGGACCCGCUCUUAUGUUACGUCUGGUGAAAUGUAGCGAUUUAAAUAAACAACAACUUAAAAUUAGGCCUAAUUCGAGCUCGUUGCAAACGAUAUAAUAUUUUAAGUUUAUCUUGUUAAAUAUAAUAUUUGUCUUAAAAAAUAAUGUUUUGUUCUAUUUUUUCUAAUUCGAAGCUAUUAUAAUUCCAGAUGUUAAUGCUAAUUCUUUUCCUAUGUCUGAAGGUUACAUAUUCAGCAACACUGGUUAUGCCUAUGCCAAACACAUACAUAAAAUAUGCCGAAAGCAAUGCUGUGCCAUAUUUUCAAGAAAAUUAUUUAAUUGAACUUUUAGAAUUUAAGGUAUUUGGUCAACCAAACGGAUUCUUUGUAGGAGUUAACCCUCCAACACAAUUAAACAUCAGGUUUUCAAGUAAGACUUAACCACAAUUCAAUAAAUUUUUUAGUUUCAAAAUCUCUACAAAAAUUUCAGAAUUAAUAUCGUUGAUAGUCAGCGCAAGUAGCUUUGAAACUAUUCGAAAUCACGUAUAUGCUAAGCACAAUCCGACCGAUCUCUUGCCAUUGUACACUACAGAGAAUAACGGUAAAAACAAACAAUAAGUAGUAUUUUGUUAUUUUUAGAUGUCGGCGUACUAUCAGCAAACAAAUCAGAAGGGAAUUUAUCUUACUUAUUAGGAUACUGUAGUCCUAAAUUGGGGUACUUUGGGGCGACGGUGCCACUGUUUGGAGAAUUCAAUGGUCCGUUGACAAUAAAUACAGAUGGCGGUCGCGAUAACAAUUGUAAUAACAUACAAAAACCAUUGUGUUAUGGAUGGGCAAAGUCUUCUAGAUACCAUGUUGCAGUAGGAUAUUACUUUGCGUUCAAUUUUAUUCUAAUUUAAUUGAUUUUAGGACUUAUUAAAAACAAAUGAGACAUUAGAAACACUGACUUACAGUAAGCUAACUAAAAAUCUCAUUCCUUUAAUGCCUCCAAAUCCGGACAAUGUCAAGACAUGUGGUAAGUAAAAAAUGAACUAAAUUUACGACAUUGAGAGAAAAAUUUUCUAAAGGCUUAACCUACGAAGACGAUUUUAACUAGGCUUAUAAAAAAUUUCUAAAUAUAAAAAUAUUGAAAUGAGUAAAUUAAGACUAAAUAUAAUACUUCUAAGCCUUUGCAUGCUCAACUUUAGUCUUUCAGUCAUCUUGAUAUUGUUUUUAUUUUUUGCGUUAAGAUGAGUAACAUCCAGCCUUGGUAACAACAGCUUUUUAGUGCUUCAAAAUUCCUCGCUUGAUGGUAGACAUGGGGAACGAGCCUACCGUCGGGCCGGGCCUGGAAAUCGCGAAAAAAAAUCCGGCCCGUUUCCACGCAAAAAGGCCCGGGCGCGUUACCCUUGUCUGUUUGACGGGAGUCAACACUAAUUACCGCUGUUUUUAGCUCAAUUAGGGAACGUCUUGAACCAAGUAGACGUGAAUAUGAGCAUUUCAAACCUAUGCGAUUCUUUGACGCCAUUGUACAGUUUGAGAAACAAAAAGUGGUGUACGUUAAUCAUUUUUUACUUAUUAUAGCUAUGAAUGAUGAAACAUAAAAAAUAAAUAUUUAGGGUUUCGAACGUUUACCGUACAACCAGAUCCAGUAAUCCACAAUGUUUUCCAAAACAAAACGCAAAACAUAGUUGGUUAUUGCGCUAAGGUAAAAGGAGACUGCUACGCUAACGCUGCCCUAUAUAUAGUAAACCAAAAUGAAAGUAAGAUUUGAAAAUACAAUAACGUAAAAUUAAAAUUUUUUUUGACUAUUACUAAUAAAUUUCAUUACAGAAACUGAAAGAUUUGAAAUCUCAAAGAACCCUAAUGGAAAGCUGUUAUGUUAUGUUUGGUAA
Molecule: messenger RNA, 2036 nt
Organism: Bursaphelenchus okinawaensis
Lineage: Eukaryota; Metazoa; Nematoda; Chromadorea; Rhabditida; Aphelenchoididae
Source: the annotation of a GenBank genome assembly